UUAAAAUAAUUGUUUAUAAUAAUAUGUCUAGUUUUAAGUAUUUAUAAUUUAGAAGGAAAGGUCUCGGGCAAUACUAGAUAUUUGUACUAUGCAAGGGCGCAAAACCGGUGAUUCCAAGUUUAAAUUGAGUCAAGGUAAUCACGUCUUGAAUCAAGACGUAGAUCUACACAUGUAUAUAAGACUUUUGAUUUCCACUUUUUUUCCACUUUAGAAACACAUAUAUAGAAAGUGAAAUUUUAUGCACGUUAAAAAACACUUAGAGAAUGUACAACUUUACGCACGUCUUGAAGUGUUUAAAGUGUUUAUUUUAUUUUUAUACGUUUGGAGCUUGGAAAGGUAUAUAAGAGAAUUCCGUAGCCAAGUGGCUAAAGCUGUUGUCUUGUCAGCAUCUGUGGUUCGAUUCCCGACAGAGUCACCACUUAUUUUUCAAUAAUAUUGCAACGUUUUAUAUAUAAAAAAAAUUUGGUAUUCGUAAUUUACGUAUGGUAUCAAUAUUGUAUGAUACAAUAAAAAUGAAAAUAGCUGUUUGAUAAAAAAAUAAUAGAGCUAUUAUGCUAGUUUAAUUAGAGCUAAUUUAUUAGUACAUCAUGAUUUUUUUUUCCAAUAAAUAUAUAGAAAGAACAUAGGUCCUGUUACUCUGGAUGACCUUGCUUUUUUAUCUUAAACCAUUCGCCAAUCUUUCAAGUUAUUUUGGUUAUUUUAAAAGCUUAUAUUCAAGUAAAAUUUAUCUUUUGCAAAUUAAUGUUAAUUUUUUGCUUGAAACAUUGGCGUGACAUUAUAUUUUUUAUCAUUCGAUUUCUUUAUAUAAAAAUAUUGAUAUUUUGUCGACUAAUACAAUUCAAUUUACUUUCACUAAAUAGAUUUUCAUAUAGCUAUAAUAGUAGAAGUGAACAAGUUAAUGACGUAAGCAAUCGAAUUAAUAUUUUCUACUUUUUAUAUUUUAACCUUCUUUCCAUGCUGAGUGCCUUUCUCUUUACUCCAAGUCUUUAAACAUCUUUCACAUUCAGUUCGUACAUCUACAUCGCUUGAAGACUGUCUUGUCAAUAUUGUUCUUAUAUUUAACAUCGUUAAAUUUAUUAUAAAAACAUCAUAAAACAACAACAACAACAACGAAAAAACAUUCUGAAUAAUUUUAAUUACAUAUUAUUAAAAAAGUUUUUUUAACCGGGUAAAUAUAAAAUUUAAAAAAUAUUAAUUACAGUGAGUGGAACAUACUUACUAUAUGUUUUUAAAAAAUGAAAUGGAUAUAUAAUUUACUGGAGAGAAAAGAGAAAGAUAAAAAAAAAAUAUAAACAAUGUGAUAAUUUUGAAUUAAUUAAUAUUAAAUAAAUAGUUUUGUGUAUAAUCUAGUUUAAUAAAACUGCAGAUUCUAUUAGGUCAGCAGUCGUGAUGUGUAUUGAAGCAACGAUAAAUAAAUAAAUAAAUAAACUAGAAUGGAGUUUAAAAUUCAGCUGAUGCUGUUAAUUGUUUCACCAAUUAUUGGAGAAUAUAUUGCUCCAGGUCCACGUUAUAAAUGUCCAGAUGAAAAAAACUCAAUAAAUAUUUAUCCAUGUGUAUGUAUAAAAGGCACAGAUAAUGGACUUAUUGUACAAUGUGAAAAUACAAAUUUAGCUAGUUUGAGUGUUGCAUUUUCUAAUUUGGCUACUGAGGCAGUACCAAUUGAAGAACUUGUCAUAUCAAAAUGUGAUAUAGCAAGAUUUUAUGGGCCAGCAUUGUAUCAACUAGAUGUUCGUGUCUUAAAAAUAUUAGACACUCCAUUGAAGUAUAUAGAACAACAUAGUUUCCUGGGAGUUAAUAGAACACUUCAAGAACUCUAUAUUCAUCAGUCUAAUUUAAUAAAAUUUCCUAAAGAAGCAUUACAAAUUUUAGGAAAUCUUUCAAUACUCAGUAUUUCUGGACAUCAUUUAACUGAACUUGAAAAAGAUAGUUUUACUGACAGUAUGGUAUCAGUAAAACUUGAAAAGCUUGAAAUUAGUAAUGGACUUAUGUCAAUAAUAUCACCAGCAUCAUUAACCCCAUUAAAAAAGUUAAAAACAUUAAAUUUAAAUGGUAAUAAAAUAACAGAAUUAAAUCGUAAUCAAUUUAAAGGAUUACGUGAUACUGAAUCAUUGGAUUUAUCAAAUAAUUCAAUACGUACAUUAGAUCCAUCACAUUUUAUGGAAUUAACAAAAAUGGGCUGGUGUAAUUUAUCACGUAAUGCAAUUGGUGAUCUUAAACGUGGUACAUUUUCAAGAAAUACAGUUCUCAAAGUAUUAAAUCUUAGUCAUAAUAAAAUUAAAAAAAUUGAUACCAAUACAUUUAAAGGUAUGAGAUUUUUAAGACGUUUAUAUCUUGAUAAUAAUGAAAUAAAUGAUGUUGGUCGUGGAACAUUUGAAUCAACAACAAGAAUUGGAACAAUUGAUUUAUCAAAAAAUGCAAUUAAAGCAAUUAAAUAUCAAAUGUUUUAUCAAUUACAACAUGUUGAAUUAAUUGAUGUAUCAAAUAAUCAUAUAACAAAUAUUGAAAAAAAUGCAUUUGUUGGUUUAAUAUUAGCUAAAGUUAAUUUAUCAAAUAAUGAAAUAACAAAUCUUGAAAGUGGAUCAUUUGAAAAUUGUAUAAAUAUUACAAAUCUUGAUUUAAGUUACAAUAAAAUAAGUAACAUAAGUAAAUAUGCAUUUGAUGAAACAACAUAUGCAACUGAAAUACAAUUAAGUUAUAAUUUUUUAACAUCAUUAAAUCAAGUACCAUUACAAAAUAUGACUGGUCUUAAAUUACUAAAUGUUUCAAAUAAUCUUAUAAGAUCUAUACCACGUAAUACAUUUCCAAAAUUAUAUGAACUUCAUACAAUUGAUUUGGCAUAUAAUAAUUUAUCAGAUAUUCAUAAUGGAAUAUUUCAAACACUUUUUAGUUUACGUUUAUUAAAUUUAUCUCAUAAUUCAAUGGAAGAAAUUAAAUCAUCAACAUUUGGAACAUUACCAACAUUAUUAGAACUUGAUUUGAGUUAUAAUAAUUUAAGUAUAAUUGCCAAUGGAGGUUUAGCAAAAUUAUCAGGUUGUAGAUAUUUAACAGUUAAAAAUAAUAAACUUCAAAAAAUAUUUCAACUUCCAAUAUCAUUAGCUCAUUUGGAUUAUUCAAAUAAUAAAUUAACAGAAAUUCCAACAGUUGAAAUUUGGCCAUCAAUGAAUUCUUUAUUACAUCUUGAUUUAUCAAUGAAUCAACUUGGUGAUAAUCUUCAUUAUGGUUCUUUUGAGCCACUUUUAACACUAAGAAUAUUAAAUCUUCAAGGAAAUAAUAUAACAUUACCACCAUGGGCUGCAUUAAGUACACUAACAAGUCUUCAAUAUCUUUAUAUGGAAGAUAAUAAUAUAACAUCAUUAAGUAAAAAAUCAUUUGGACAAUUACCAAUUGUUUUUGAGUUAAAUGUUGCUCAUAAUAAAAUUCGUGAUAUUACAAUUAAUGCAUUUGAAGGACUUUUACAAUUAUUAACUCUAAAUCUUACCAACAAUGAUAUAAAAUUUAUUCCAGUUGGUGCUUUUAAAGGUCUUGUGUCAUUGAGAAUAUUAGAUAUUUCAUAUAAUCAAAUUGAAAGAUUAGAUAAUAAAACACAUGCAUUAUUAAAUGAUUGUUUGUCAUUGGAAAAAAUUAAUCUUAGUCAUAAUAGAAUAUCUUUUAUCUCCAAGCAUACAUUUCCAAGUGAUCCAUGGAUUUCAUUUAAACUUAAAGAAAUUGAUUUAUCAUACAAUUCAAUAUCAGUAAUCAGUUAUGACUUGACAAUUGGAACUAGAAAAGUCAUUACAAUGAAUUUAAGCAAUAAUCAUAUCAAUGAAAUAAGACAAUAUGUAAUUGGAAAUUUGACAGCAAUUGAAACUCUUGAUUUAUCAUACAAUGAUCUUACUGAUAUUUCAGAUGAUAAUAUUUUUCAUCCACCAAAUAGCUUGAUGAAUUUAAAUCUUCAAAAUAAUUUUUUUACUCAUUUACCAAUUGAAAAAAUAGUAAAAUUACCAAAAUUAAAAGAAUUAAAUUUACAAUUUAAUAACCUUACAAGCUUUGAUAAUAAUAUAUUAAAAAUAAUAAAAAAUUCAACAAUUUUAAAAUUUAAAGGUAAUCCUUUGAAUUGUGAUUGUCGUAUUAGACCAGUAAAAAGAUGGCUAACAUCAUUAUCAAAAACUCCAUUAGAAUGGUCAAAUGUAACAUGUGUUACUCCAAAUCAUUUAGCAUCAAAAUUAUUGAUAGAUUCUCGUGAAGAAUUAAUGUCAUGUGAAGAUAAAAAAUUUCAAAAUAAUACUGAUUUACAAAUAGCACCAGAUAUUAAAUUUAGAAACGUUGAAUACUUUGAAGAGGAUGACUAUUUUAUUGUAACUUGGUAUGUUACUUCAAGAGGUGAUAUUGGAGAUUUUUAUAUUGUUGUUAAAGAAGUUGGGAAACUUAGAUCGAUUAUUGAAAAAGAUAUUGUCUACAAUGAAAGAUCAUAUAAAUUACGAGGACUUUCAAUGUCUACAACAAAUUAUGAAUUGUGUAUUUUAGCAAGAGACUCAACUGGUAAUGUCAAGCAUUAUAGAAAUUCACAGUGUCGAAUUUUAAAUAAACCAUCAUCACUUUCAUCAAUGGGCUUUACUUUAAAUUUUAAUUUAAGUCUAAUUAUCAUAAACAUUUGUUUAUUUAUUUUUUGAUAAAAAAACAUUUACAAGUUUAAAAUUCAAUCAUGUA
Aphidius gifuensis is the source of this 4686-nucleotide messenger RNA. It is a transcript of the gene conv, whose product is annotated as chaoptin-like. Gene Ontology annotation, molecular function: protein binding. The transcript has 5 exons. Lineage: Eukaryota; Metazoa; Arthropoda; Insecta; Hymenoptera; Braconidae. The record is from RefSeq and is a predicted model, not a curated record. The coding region runs from base 1434 to 4649 and encodes 1071 amino acids.